Didymodactylos carnosus is the source of this 1335-nucleotide messenger RNA. The record is from the annotation of a GenBank genome assembly. NCBI's taxonomy places the organism in Eukaryota, Metazoa, Rotifera, Eurotatoria, Philodinida, Philodinidae.
AUGCCAAAAUUUAAAUUAAUGUGGAUAUUUUAUGGUUUAACAUUUUUAACAAUAAAAGUUGUAUACGGUAAUGCUGAUGCAAAACGUUUAUUGCAUGAUUUAAUGCGUGGCUACAAUAAACUUGUAUUACCUGUACAAAGUAUAAAUCAAACAGUUAAUGUAACAUUAGGUUUAAAAUUAUCACAAUUGUCCGAUAUUGAUGAAAGAAAUCAAAUAAUGACAACAAAUGUUUGGUUAGAACAUGAAUGGUCUGAUUGUAAAUUAGUGUGGCAACCAAGUCAUUAUGGUGAUAUAAAAGUAAUUGAAGUUCCCAGCAGUAAUAUUUGGAUACCCGAUAUCGUUUUAUAUAAUAAUGCUGAUGGUACAUACGAAGUAAAUACAGUGACAAAAGCACAUGUGUAUUGGAAUGGUACAAUUAAAUGGAAUCCGCCUGUUAUCUAUAAAAGUUAUUGUUCAAUUAAUAUUCAAUAUUAUCCGUUUGAUGAACAAAAUUGUAGUCUCAAAUUUGGAACAUGGUCACAUAAUGGAAAAUUGGUUGAUUUGCAACAUAAAUCGGGUGAUAUUGCUGUUACCGUUGGCGUUGAUCUAACCGAUUAUUAUCCAUCAAUUGAAUGGGAUAUAUUGUAUGCACCGGCUGUUCGUCACGUUCUUUUUUAUCCAUGUUGUAAAGAUGAUCCCUAUUUUGACGUUACAUUUUCACUUGUUAUUCGCCGUAAACCAUUAUUUUAUCUAGUUAAUCUUGUUAUACCGUGUGUUAACAUAGCAUUUCUUACCAUACUCGUUUUUUGUCUACCAUCGGAUUGUGGUGAAAAAUUAACAUUAUCUAUUUCCAUUUUUGUCGCGUUACAAGUGUUUUAUUUGUUACUUGUUGAUCUUAUACCACCAACUUCACUCAAAAUUCCUCUAUUAGGAAAAUAUUUGUUAUUUACGUUAAUUCUUGUUAAUUUAUCAAUAUUUAUUACGAUUAUAACGCUAAAUAUUCAUUGGCGUCAUCCAAAUACCCAUCAUAUGCCAGAUUGGGUUAAAAAAUUAUUUUUUGAAAUAAUGCCACCAUAUGUUUUUAUGAGUCGACCAAAUAUAAGUGAUGCACUACUAGGAAAACAGCAGCAAACAGAUUCGUUGAAUAAUGACGAUGAUAACCGAAGUGGCGAUCUUUUAUCGUAUUUUGAAGAUCUACAUGAACAAGAUAAAUAUCCGUCGGUAAUACAAGAGGCAAUUCGAGAUAUUAAAUAUAUUAGUGAAACGAAACGCGAAGCAGAAAAAGAUGAUCUCGUAAGUCAGCAACAAUACAAUUGUUAUCCGAUCGUAUCUAAUCCUUCAACUAUGAAGCAAUAG